GCCAGCCAUUUUCCAUUCAAUGGCUUUGACAUCAGUAACACCCAGUUCCAGAUUCUUUCCAUCUUCUCAUCAAACACAACUACUCAAAAAAUCAGUAUCUAAGUUCAUCCAUAAUGGUAAUAGUAGGACUAAUGUGAGGAAAAAUAUCGACAGAACUCACCUAUUCUUCCUCUCAGAUGCACACAACCCUUUAAAACUCCGGCAAAAGAGACGGCCGGUGACCGUUGUUUUUGCAGUGUCACCGGCAGAGGAAAAUGUUGGCAGAAUUUUGUCAUCAGAUGUGGAAGUGAAAAAGAGGAGUGUUUAUUUUGCGAGAAAAUGGAAUUCAGCUGAUAUAGCAACUGCUGUUGUUGUGCUUUCAAUGCAUAUAUGCUGCCUUUUCGCGCCUUUUGUAUUCAGUUGGAAUGCAUUUUGGGUUGCUAUUUCGCUUUAUGUGAUCACUGGACUGUUUGGAAUCACUCUUUCGUUUCAUCGAAACCUUUCUCAUAGAAGCUUUAAACUUCCUAAAUUUCUUGAAUAUUUGUUUGCUUAUUGUGGUGCUCAAGCAAUGCAAGGAAAUCCAAUUGAUUGGGUCAGUACUCAUAGGUAUCAUCACCAAUUUUGUGAUUCAGAUAAGGACCCCCAUAGCCCAAUUGAGGGUUUUUGGUUUAGCCAUAUGAGUUGGCUCUUUGACACUAAUUCUAUCUUUGAAAAGUGUGGAGAACGAAAUAACGUAGGAGAUCUAGAGAAGCAACCCUUCUAUAGAUUUCUUCAAAAAACUUAUGUUGUUCAUCCAAUUAUACUUGCGGUGAUCUUAUAUUGGUUAGGAGGAUUUCCAUUCAUUGUCUGGGGCAUGGGUGUGAGGAUUGUGUGGGUGUAUCAUAUAACUUGGCUAGUGAAUUCAGCUUGUCAUGUGUGGGGAAAUCAGGAUUGGAAUACCAACGACUUGUCCAGGAACAAUUGGUGGGUGGCUUUGCUUGCAUUUGGAGAAGGGUGGCACAACAAUCACCAUGCCUUCGAAUUUUCAGCACGGCAUGGACUAAAAUGGUGGCAACUCGACAUGACCUGGUAUAUUGUAAGGCUGCUUCAAGUUGCUAAAUUGGCUACAGAUGUGAAGUUACCAUCUGCAUUACAGAUGCAAAGGAUGUCUUUCGACGACGAGACCAUUACGAUUCCAUAGCCAUCCCUUUGUUAAUGAGUUCAUAAUCAGAGAGGUUCUUUUUGCAAAAAGAAAAGUAUGAUCUUGAUGCAUGACAAUCUAAGUUGUUAAAUGGUAAAUUGGUAAUGUACAUCAACUGAGAUUGAAAUUUGUUGACAUUCUUAAGAGCAUCUCCAACUUGGGUUGUAAAAUAGUUAACGCCACAUUUAUAACAAAAUAAAACUCUCUUC
Messenger RNA from Papaver somniferum (opium poppy), 1368 nucleotides. Its product is annotated as palmitoyl-monogalactosyldiacylglycerol delta-7 desaturase, chloroplastic-like. Gene Ontology annotation, molecular function: oxidoreductase activity, acting on paired donors, with oxidation of a pair of donors resulting in the reduction of molecular oxygen to two molecules of water. Lineage: Eukaryota; Viridiplantae; Streptophyta; Magnoliopsida; Ranunculales; Papaveraceae. Gene Ontology annotation, biological process: lipid metabolic process. Gene Ontology annotation, cellular component: endoplasmic reticulum membrane. Bases 20 to 1159 code for a protein of 379 amino acids. The record is from RefSeq and is a predicted model, not a curated record. The transcript is spliced from 5 exons.